UUCACCAAGCACAGAAACUGCGUAGUGUGAAGAUGGAGCAGAGAAAACUCAAUGAUCAGGCCAACACCUUGGUGGACCUGGCAAAGACCCAGAAUGUGAUGUACGACUUGGUGUCGGAGCUGCAGGAGCGCAGCGAGGAGCUGGACAAACGCAUCGGCACCCUGGAGGACAAGCUGGACUCUGUGACGGGCAGCCUGCAGGCGCUGCCCUGCCUCAUCUCCCAAGCCAUAACCCAGCAGCAGCAGGAUUUCCUGGACGGUUUCGUUCAUCGCUUUCAACCCACCUCGCUAGCUUCAGAGCGCUCCGAACGCUCCUGGACUUCCACUGCCCGCAGGCGGCGCUCCCCUUCGACAGCACCACACACCUCCUCGGACAGCGGAUAGCCGCCACAAAAAUGGUGACCUUCAAGCCCAAGAAAGGGACUCGUCAGGUUGCUUCAUCCAAGUCCAAACAGGAACCCACCCGAGAGGCCGCAUCUGGACUAAUAAUGAACCCGUAGGUUGACCUCUAACCCGCUGCCCUCACAUCAAAUCCAAAACCCAACUCCUGUGU
This is a messenger RNA of Thalassophryne amazonica, 552 nucleotides long. Its product is annotated as small conductance calcium-activated potassium channel protein 2-like. Gene Ontology annotation, cellular component: neuron projection; plasma membrane; neuronal cell body. NCBI's taxonomy places the organism in Eukaryota, Metazoa, Chordata, Actinopteri, Batrachoidiformes, Batrachoididae. Gene Ontology annotation, biological process: potassium ion transmembrane transport. Bases 33 to 383 code for a protein of 116 amino acids. Gene Ontology annotation, molecular function: small conductance calcium-activated potassium channel activity; calmodulin binding. The record is from RefSeq and is a predicted model, not a curated record. The transcript is spliced from 4 exons.